AAACUCCCAGCUGAGCCCCUUCCGAAUUUGAUAUUCUAAAAAUCCUCCCUCGGCCCCCAUGUAUCGGUUAAGCCCCGCCUUUUAGUGGUGUUAAAAGCAGAAAGUUCGUGUUGCAUGAACAACUCUCUUCAUGCUUCAGUCAUUGUUAAAUUACUGUUAGUCAGUCACCACUACUUUGGAACCAUCAGUUGUUUUUAAAUGAGGAGUUUUUCCCGACAAGACUCCAAACAAAAAGAGUCGAAACAAAUUUGGAGUACCUCUCUUGUUCUGAAUGUUAUAAUUGGCAGGCUGUUGCUGUGAUGAGAUUAUCAAGAAAAAAGUGGAUUGCCCUCACAACUGAAGCUCAAUUUCUCCAUGAGUGGCGAAUACAAAGAGGGGAAACAAAUGUCAAGAAAAGCGACUAUGUGGAAACGUUUCCAUGACAGUAAAGGGGGCAUCUUUCAUUCUUGUCCCCAGGUUCAAACAUGGCGCUCACGCAUCCUUUGCAAGCUUCUCCAGGAGCCGAUGGCAACGAUAACCCCGUUCAGUGACCGCAUGGACGCCAACUUUCAUGCAUUCAAAUCAGCGGGAGGAAAGAAUCUCUGUCACGCUUCAGUUUGUAGCCACAGGUGUUGCAACAGGGAGAGACUUGGAAAACAUGCAGGACAGCGGCCUUCCAGGACCCGAGUUUGACACCUAUGGCAUAGAGGACUUCGAAGUGUCCCGUGGCUGCCUUCGAAAGUUCGUUGCAUGACAUCAGCUGAGCAAUGCUGCCUAGUGUGGUGAUCGAGGGGAGGUCACGUUAGAGACGGAAUCAAAAGGCUCUCUGUGAUGUAAAGACGCAGGAAGACAUCGGCCUCUCGGCGAUACACGUGCAGAUGGAGAAAGCGCAGCACUGAACUGUCGACCUCGAGCCUCCACCCCAUUGUGUGAACAGCGAGCGGGUCGCCCUCUUGCCCGCACGACAGGAUAACAUACCGUUGGUGAUGAGGCUGUCUAUAUGAGGUAUGUGUCCAGCUCAAGGCAAAAUAACGUAACGACAACAGUAAUUGAGCUGCAGCAUCCAGCAAACUACCUGACAAAGUUCUCACUUGAAUCCAAGUUGCCCGAUAUCAAACCACAUGUCAGGAAUGUGUUUUGUACCAGCGCCUCAAAGAAGCCACUGGUGUCAGCGGGGUCAUUUCUGCUCCCCGCUGGCCUCCCGGCAAAAAGGAUGUUUACAGCUUCGCCAAAGGUGUCCAAGCCGCCCCUUUGUAUUGUUGACACCAACAAGGGGCACAAGGAGUUUCAUAAUAAACUCUCCGGACUUGUGCCUGUGUACAUCAGGAAAAAGGAUUAUGGUGAGAUACCCGCAUAUCUACUGCGGCGCAAAGGAAAGCACCCAAAGUCUCUGGAGGAGAAAAGUAUGAUUGAGGUGACGAAACCAGAGGAGCCGGAAAUCGAAAACCUGACAGAGGAAGAGUGUCGUGAAAUCAUUGAGGACCUGAAGAAGAAACUUGGAAAGCUGAACACAUCCUACCAGCGCCUCCCAUUUGUCAUAGACACACCGAUGUUGAAGAACCGUAAGACGCGACUGGAGGGGGAGAUGCAACAGCUGGAGUCUGACAUCGAACUCCUUGAAACAUUGGUUUUCAACAAGUAGCGCAGGAGCCCGCCCCAUGUCUUCACCAAAAUGAGCACGUGCAUGCCAGAUUUUUUUUCUCUUUCCGUGCCUGCGCGGGUUUUCUUCGGGUACUUCGGUUUCCUCC
Messenger RNA from Hippocampus comes (tiger tail seahorse), 1727 nucleotides. RefSeq names its product enkurin-like. Lineage: Eukaryota; Metazoa; Chordata; Actinopteri; Syngnathiformes; Syngnathidae. The record is from RefSeq and is a predicted model, not a curated record. Gene Ontology annotation, molecular function: calmodulin binding. The coding region runs from base 980 to 1621 and encodes 213 amino acids. The transcript is spliced from 8 exons. Gene Ontology annotation, cellular component: axonemal microtubule; acrosomal vesicle.